This is a messenger RNA of Chironomus riparius, 4073 nucleotides long. The record is from the annotation of a GenBank genome assembly. NCBI's taxonomy places the organism in Eukaryota, Metazoa, Arthropoda, Insecta, Diptera, Chironomidae.
CGUCUUUCUCAAUCGUCGUUGUGGCUUUUCCAUAAGCGAAAAAUUCUAUUUCAAUUAAGUUUGGAAGCUUUGAAUAUGCUGAUUUUAAUUGUUUAACAAUAAAAUUCUUUGAAUCUGGACAUAAAGCUUCAUAAAACACUGAAAUUACGACUGGCGAAUUUUUGAUUCUUGCAAAUUCUAACUGAUCCUGUUCAUUGAAAACAUAUCUGAUUAAUGACAGCAUUUAAAUAAAGUAAAAUUUACUUACUUCAUGAAUAAUACGGCUAUUAUAGUCAGAUAAUGUUUUGUAAGCAUAAUAAACUAGGAUGAUUACAAUUAAUCCUACUAAAAUUCUGUACCUUGCCUGACCACUCAAACGUUUCAUUUUACUAUUUAUAAGAUACCCGAUUGAUGAUAUUUAAACAGAUGGAUAUUAUCUGAUCUAAUAUUAGCAAUGAAUUAAGUGCUUACUAAUGCCUUUAAUACUAUACUUUCAUGAUUGCACUUUGUGUAUUAUGUGAAAAAUAAACACAGUACAAGUGUUACUUUUAAACUAGUUGUAGUACUAUCAAAGUGAGGUGCUGCAUUAUACAUCCAUAUUUUUCAGACGCAUUUCUUAUUAAUCGAAGAUUUUUUUUUUCAGUGAAGAUUAUUAAUCUCUAUCGGUUUUUUGAAAUUUGAAUACUAUGGAAAUGAGUGGAAGAAAAUUUAAUGUUUUACAGCAAUUAAGCUUAAUAUUUGAGCAUAUCCCUCAAUAGACAGCCAAAUAUCAAAUCAAAUUGAAUGCUCUAAUACAAUUGAAUGCUACAUAAUACAGUGGGAUGUCAAAUAAUUAGAAAUAAAACAAUUUGUUUGGUGAUUUUAAUUGGAACCAAGGGCUGGAAAAACGUAAACAAUCUAAAAUUUCAAUUUUCCAAUUUUAAAACUUCUACUUUAUUUAAUGAAAAAAUGGAAAAUAAGCAGAUUGUUUGUGAAGUUUGCGGUGAAUUAGUAGAUGAGGAUAAGUAUAGAAGGCAUCUAAAUAAUGGACAUAAAGAUAAGCGAGAAUUUCGAUGUGAUUUAUGCGGAAAAGAAUUUACAAGUAAUUACAAUCUCCAAUAUCAUGUUGCACAUCAUUUGAACGAGAGAAAUUUCGUUUGUACGGAAUGUCCGAGAGCAUAUAAUACAGCAGCUGAUUUAGCUCAGCACUAUCGGAUCCAUGAAAAGCAAAGAGAUCCAUAUAAAUGCGAAUACUGUGGUUUAGCAUUCCAAAUAAGAAGCAGAUAUAACACACACAUGAGAGUCCAUAAAACUGAGCGUGGAAAAGGCCCAAAAGAAUGUCCCAUUUGCAGUAAAAUUGUUCAGGAUCUGCGAAGGCACAAUGAAACUGUCCAUUUGAAUAUCCGAAAUCAUGAAUGCGACCUUUGUCACAAGAGAUUCAAUAAGAAAUCAGGUUUGGAGCGACAUUUUCUGAUGGUACAUGAACAGCAAAAGAAUUAUAUUUGUGAUUUAUGUGGAAAGGCAUUUGGUGAGAAAUCACUGCUUACAAAACACAAAAGUAGACACAAUUCCAUCCGAACAUCAUUCUAUUGCACUGUUUGUAAAAAGUAUGUUGGGGAGAUCAAAAAUCAUUAUGAAACCAUUCAUGCUGAUUUACCAUUUCAAUGUGAACAUUGCUAUCGACGGUUUGCCAAAUUAAGAGAAUAUGAUAAUCAUUUAACGUCAAAACAUACAAAGUUAAGAAAAUGGCUGUGUGAUUUAUGUGGUAAGAGAUUUGUCGAGAAAUAUCAACUAAAACGACAUUUUCGGUCGCACAUUAAUGUUAAUGGAAUAACAGAAGCUGACAUUUCUAAACUCAAGCCAAUUUAUAUUGGUGAGGACAGAAAGGAACGAAAAUCACCUACUAAAACCUCUUCAAAUAAGACCAAAUAUAAGAAGUAUGAAUGCAGUUUAUGUGGAAAGAAGUUUGCAGGAAAAACCCUGCUUAAAACACAUCUUAUAAGGCACCAGAAUAAGAAGGAAAAUUAUUGUAAUAUAUGCAAGAUUUAUGAUGAUAAUAUUAAGGAGCAUUACGAAACUGAGCAUAAUGAUCUCGAGUUCACUUGUGAGAUAUGUUUUAAAAAGUUUGCAAGAAGCUCACAGCUUAGAAAUCACAAUUCUACAAAUCAUACAAAUAUUGGUGAACAUUCUUGUGAUAUUUGUGGAAGAAUCUUUAAUAAUUUAGCAUCCAUAAAAUCACACAUUACGGUCCAUGCCAAAUCUGAGACAAUGGUGCAGUCGGAUGAUGAUUACAAUGUUUUUGAACAAAUAAAUGAUUUCGAUGAUGAGGAAAGUGAUUAUUUUGAGCAUGAAACAAAGCCUAAUGAUAUUGAGAAUGUCAAUGUAGAGUCGAUUGUUAUUAAAAAGGAACCAGAAGACGAAUAUGAUAAUAUUUGCUAUGAAUUUUCUCCAACAGCAAUUUCAAUAAAGAGCGAGCAUUUAACAGAUCAAGAGGAUAUUGAUGCUUUCGAUAAUGACUUCACGGAUGAUAUAAAGGAAGAAACAGCAAUAGAACCAGAACUUGAAAUAAAAAAGGUUGUCAAAAAGGAAAUUGAUCAAGAAAUUAAGUGUAAUGUUUGUGAUGCAAUAUUUCCUUCAAAAGACAAGUUCAAGACACACUUUAUGUCUGAGCAUGUUGAGAGUAAUAAAUCGUCAUUUUCGUGCAAGGAAUGUGAUAAAUCAUUUAAGGAUAAAAAGUCUCUUAAUAAUCACUUUAAAAAUGUUCACAUUAAAAUAGACUGUGAAUAUUGUAGUGAAAAAUUCACUUCUAAAUAUGAAGUUGAUAAGCAUGUUAAGGCAGAGCAUGAAUCUAGUGACAAAGCUUCAUUAAUGUGUAGUUUUUGUGGUAAAAUUCUAAUGACUGAAAGGAACUUAAAGCUUCAUAUUCAGGCAAUUCAUAGCGGUGACAGAUUUCCAUGUACAAUUUGUGAUAAAAAAUUCAGCUAUAAAUCAGCGAUGUAUAGGCACAGAGACAGGGAGCAUAAAACUGGUCGAAAGCAUAAAUGCAGCAAAUGUCCUCAACAAUGCGCUACUAAACAUGAACUACGACUACAUAAGGAACAUCAUCAUAAUGUUAACCGAAAAAAUACCUCACCAGAACAUAUGUGCUUUUAUUGUGGAGUUUGCUUUCCAUCCAGUUACGUUUUAUCUCGUCAUAGACGAAGAGUUCACGGUGAUGAAGAUCCUGAAAUUAUUCGAGAAUGUGGAAUAUGUAAGGAAGUCCUUAAGGAUCUAUAUUGGAAACGAAAACAUAUGGCACAAGUUCAUUUAAAUGGAAAAAAGUUAAAGAGAACUUGUGGAUAUUGCAAGACGGAAUUCGAGCUGUAUGAAGAGUUUAAGGCACACAUUGAAUCCCAUGUUGGUCUUUUCAUUUGUAUUACUUGUGGAGAAUUUCAUUUUGAUGCUGAAUCGCUUAAAUCUCAUCAAUAUACUCAUAAAAAGAUCGAUUGUAAUUUACGCAAGUACAUUUGUGAUCAUUGUGGACACCGUCUAUUUACCAAACUUCAACUAUCAAUGCACAUGCUGAAACAUGUCAAAAGCUUUGAAGUUCAUUAUUGUGAUAUUUGUGGGAAGGGCUUUAAAUUUGCAUCGUCACUUUAUACACAUCGUAAAUAUCACGGAGAAGGAGAAUUUGUCUGUACAUAUUGCGGAAAGAAGUUUGCCAGGAAUUCCGAUCUUGUCAAUCACAUUCGAACUCAUACAAAUGAAAAACCUUUUAAGUGUCAAAUAUGCGAUCGAGGAUUUUCACUUAAGCAAUUACUUCAAUAUCACCAACAAACUCAUCCAGAAACUAGAGUCAUGUUUAAAUGCAAAAAGUGCGAUGAUCAAGUGUUUGCAGAUAAGAAGCAAUUAACCAUCCACGAAGAUCACGCUCAUCCUGAAUUACGUCCUUAUCGUUGUUUCAUAUGUGAUAUGUCGUUUAAACAUGAUCACAAUUUAAGGAAACAUAAUGCACAUAAGCAUCUGUAAAGCAACAAGUUAUUUUUAAAUCACUUUUAUUUACAGAAUUCAUUAGGGAAACUAUUUUUUUGAGUAUUAUAGGCACAGUAUAGAUGUACUAAGUUUAAUUAAAUAUC